This is a messenger RNA of Saccharomyces mikatae IFO 1815, 1773 nucleotides long. RefSeq names its product bifunctional polyamine/amino acid permease SAM3 (gene SAM3). The transcript has a single exon. Gene Ontology annotation, cellular component: membrane. The record is from RefSeq and is a predicted model, not a curated record. The coding region runs from base 1 to 1773 and encodes 590 amino acids. NCBI's taxonomy places the organism in Eukaryota, Fungi, Ascomycota, Saccharomycetes, Saccharomycetales, Saccharomycetaceae. Gene Ontology annotation, biological process: amino acid transmembrane transport. Gene Ontology annotation, molecular function: amino acid transmembrane transporter activity.
AUGGAUAUACUGAAGAAGGGAAAUGAGUCGGACAAGUUUACGAAGAUAGAGACGGAGUCUACAAUGAUACCGACUGGGCUAGAAAGAUCAGACAAAUCAGAGUCGCUGAUUAGAAGAAUGAAGGACUCCUUCAAGCAAAGUAAUUUACAUGUCAUACCGGAAGAUCUUGAAAACAGCGAGCAAACUGAACAGGAAAAAAUUCAGUGGAAGCUAGCCUCUCAACCUUACCAAAAAGUCUUGAGCCAGAGGCACUUGACCAUGAUUGCCAUAGGUGGCACUUUGGGAACUGGGCUUUUCAUCGGUUUGGGUUACUCUUUGGCUUCCGGGCCGGCCGCUUUGUUAAUUGGGUUUUUGAUAGUGGGUACUUCUAUGUUCUGUGUCGUCCAGAGUGCUGCAGAACUCUCCUGCCAGUUCCCGGUUUCUGGCUCAUAUGCUACACAUGUUAGUAGGUUUAUAGAUGAAUCCGUUGGGUUUACUGUGGCUACAAACUAUGCUCUGGCCUGGUUGAUUUCCUUCCCGAGCGAGUUAAUUGGUUGUUCACUUACGAUCUCCUAUUGGAAUCAAACCGUCAAUCCUGCGGUUUGGGUGGCUAUUUUUUAUACUUUCAUCAUGGUGCUGAAUUUGUUUGGCGUGAAGGGCUUUGCUGAGACAGAAUUUGCCUUGUCGAUUAUAAAAGUCGUUGCUAUAAUCAUCUUUAUCAUCAUUGGCAUCGUUCUGAUUGCCGGAGGAGGGCCGAAUUCCACCGGAUAUAUUGGAACUAAAUACUGGCACAACCCAGGCGCCUUCGCGAAGCCGGUCUUCAAGAAUCUGUGUAACACUUUUGUUUCCGCUGCCUUUUCCUUCGGUGGCAGUGAAUUAGUGUUGCUGACUAGUACAGAAUCCAAAGAUAUUUCAGCCAUAUCCCGUGCUGCCAAAGGUACGUUCUGGAGAAUCGCGAUUUUUUACAUUACGACCGUCGUCAUUAUUGGGUGCCUGGUGCCUUACAACGAUAGUAGACUGCUCAGUGGUUCGACUAGUGAGGACAUUUCUGCCUCCCCCUUUGUUAUCGCUUUGCGUAACACAGGAUCGAUGGGCGCUAAGGUGUCCAACUUCAUGAACGUUGUUAUCCUUGUUGCAGUGGUGUCUGUUUGCAAUUCUUGCGUUUAUGCUUCUUCAAGACUAAUUCAGGCUCUAGGCGCCUCUGGCCAACUUCCGUCAGUCUGCUCUUAUAUGGACAGAAAGGGACGUCCUUUAGUGGGGAUUGGCAUUAGCGGUGCGUUUGGUCUCUUAGGGUUCCUGGUCGCCUCAAACAAGGAGGACGAGGUCUUUACAUGGCUUUUCGCCCUGUGCUCCAUUUCGUCAUUUUUCACCUGGUUCUGUAUUUGCCUGUCGCAAGUUAGGUUCAGAAUGGCUUUGAAAACUCAGGGUAGGUCCAAGGACGAAAUAGCUUACAAGUCUAUACUAGGUGUUUAUGGGGGGGUUUUAGGCUGUGUGCUGAAUGCCUUGUUAAUAGCAGGCGAAGUAUAUGUAUCAGCCGCACCAGUCGGCAGUCCUAGUUCCGCUAAAGCUUUUUUUGAGUACUGUUUAAGUAUUCCGAUCAUGAUUGUUGUGUAUAUUGCACACAGAAUCUAUCGAAAAGACCGGAGACGUUGGUACAUCAAGAGAAGCGAGAUCGAUCUCGAUACCGGUUGUUCUGUGGAGAAUCUAGAACUUUUCAAGGCACAAAAAGAAGCAGAGAAACAACUUAUUGCUUCUAAACCGUUCUAUUACAAAAUCUACAGGUUUUGGUGUUAG